Paracoccidioides brasiliensis Pb18 is the source of this 249-nucleotide messenger RNA. RefSeq lists its product as uncharacterized. Bases 1 to 249 code for a protein of 82 amino acids. The record is from RefSeq and is a predicted model, not a curated record. The transcript has a single exon.
AUGCAGAACUCCCUGGAUUCUGUGUUGAAACUGAGCGAUUUUGCCCACUGUCACUCCGGGUCACAUGAUUUGCAAUUCACACUUUGGACGAGGCCAGGACUCCGACAGAAGCAUGAACUGACUAUUCUUGAAUUUGAUAUGUUCUUUAAUAUGUCCCUGGCAAAAUACAUACAUGGACGGCAUUAUGCACUGGAAACUGGAAACUAUGCAAUGCAGUUGAGCAACGACCGUGGGGACAUUGAAGAGUAG